UCACGGGUCAAUUGUGAAGUUAAACAUUACUAGUCUAGUGUGCUGCUAGUCGAGGACAGGGCUGACUUUUCUCUGAUCUUUAAGAGUCAACGUAACUUCUUGGGACUUAAUAUACAUCGUGACCGGCCUGUGUGCUGACACUGACAGAGAUCUCACCAUGCCGAGUCUUCUGAGGAUCACUGCAGUCGCCGUCUUGGCGGCAGCUAUGCUGUACGUGCCAUGGUGGCUGUUGUUUGUCCUUGCAGCAGUGCUGUACGUGCCAGCACGCCGGUGGGCAGCAGGAGGGGUGUGCGAGAGUCGGGCCAGGCUGGACGGCAAGACUGUCAUCAUCACAGGAGCGAACACGGGCAUCGGCAAGGUCACGGCAAGAGACAUGGCGGAGAGAGGUGCGCGCGUGAUUCUGGCCUGCAGAAGUCUGGAGAAAGCGGAGGAGGCCGCUAAAGAAAUCCGCAGCCAGACGGGAAACAAGAACGUCGCCGUGCACAAACUUGACCUUGCCUCUCUGACGUCAGUCAGACAGUUUGCGAAGGUCAUCAACGACGCUGAGCCACGAUUGGACGUCCUCAUCAACAAUGCAGGUGUGAUGGGGUGUCCGCGGUGGGAGACUGAGGACGGGUUUGAGAUGCAGCUCGGAGUGAACCACCUGGGCCACUUCCUCCUCACCAACCUCCUCCUGGACAAGCUCAAACAGUCCGCGCCCAGCCGGGUCGUCACCGUCUCAUCUCUCGUGCACGCCUUCCCCAGCGGCAUGGACUUCGACGACAUCAACUACGAAAAGGACUACAGUCCGAACAAGGCGUACGACCGCAGCAAGCUGGCUAACGUGCUGUUUUCCAGGGAGCUCGCGAAGAGAUUGAAAGGCACCGGAGUCACGUCGAAUUGCCUUCAUCCCGGAGUGAUCAUGGGAUCAGAACUGAUGCGGUUCCAGCGGGAACAAUGGCAAAAAAAGUUCGGAGAACUGGUGGCCGCCGCGCUGUCGAAGCUGGUCGGGGGAGUGUUCUCCGUGUUCGGUAAGACCGUGGAGCAGGGCGCGCAGACCAGCAUCUGCCUGGCGGUGGCGGAGGAGCUGGAGAAGACGACCGGGCUGUACUUCAGUGACUGCGUGCCCAAGGAGACGUCAGCGGCAGGCAAGGAUGACGAGGCAGCCGCCAGACUCUGGGGCGUCAGCGAGAGGAUGGUCGGACUCAAGUCAGCUACCUAGUGGUCACAUUACAAUUUCAAUAAAGUCAACGUCAAGAUGAACGAAGACCUGUAUUGUGCAUACAUUAAGUUACAUACCCACUGGGUUAGGUAGAAGUCACAAGCAGGAUAGUUCAUAGCAGUAUAUCAUUUUAGAUAUACAUACUCGAGCCAAUAGUGCUUUAGUCUAGUAAUGAAACCCGACUUCUCGCUUCUUUGUGAUGUUAAAAAUGUAAGAGUAGACAUGUUUUAUGAUCAGAGGUUUGUCUCAACUCAUCAGAAAUAUGAAUAUAAAUCUGUCCUUAUGUCUUAGGUGUAUGAAGUAUGGAAAUGGUGAUUGUAUUUGUCUGUAGCUAUUAAGUUCAACUCUAUCAUUGUUGUACAAAUUACAUUCUACGACAAAAUGAUGUUCAUUUUCUAUUCUAUCUAGAUUACAGUAUCGUUAUGAUGUCAAGAGAAUGCAUCGCUCUACAGAGAAUUUCUCAUAUGUCCUGUUCUGCAUCUGG
Messenger RNA from Branchiostoma belcheri (Belcher's lancelet), 1685 nucleotides. RefSeq names its product retinol dehydrogenase 13-like. The record is from RefSeq and is a predicted model, not a curated record. The coding region runs from base 158 to 1201 and encodes 347 amino acids. NCBI's taxonomy places the organism in Eukaryota, Metazoa, Chordata, Leptocardii, Amphioxiformes, Branchiostomatidae. The transcript has 7 exons.